Messenger RNA from Entelurus aequoreus (snake pipefish), 3097 nucleotides. RefSeq names its product peptidyl-prolyl cis-trans isomerase-like. Gene Ontology annotation, biological process: protein folding; protein peptidyl-prolyl isomerization. Gene Ontology annotation, molecular function: peptidyl-prolyl cis-trans isomerase activity. Gene Ontology annotation, cellular component: intracellular membrane-bounded organelle. The coding region runs from base 115 to 579 and encodes 154 amino acids. Lineage: Eukaryota; Metazoa; Chordata; Actinopteri; Syngnathiformes; Syngnathidae. The transcript is spliced from 5 exons. The record is from RefSeq and is a predicted model, not a curated record.
UAGUCCCGCACGGACGACGUCGCCACAAACUCAUGCGCUUCCUGAUUUAAUGACGAUAUCUGCUUAUUUUGACAACAAUGGCAAACCCCAAAGUUUUCUUCGACAUCACCAUUGAUGGCGCUAACGCAGGCAGGAUCACCAUGGAGCUUCGAGCAGACGUGGUGCCAAAGACUGCUGGUAGAGAACUUCCGGGCUCUUUGUACGGGAGAAAAAGGUUUUGGCUUCAAGAACUCCACGUUUCAUCGCAUCAUUCCCAAGUUCAUGUGUCAGGGCGGAGAUUUCACCAACCACAACGGGACAGGAGGAAAGUCCAUCUACGGAGAGAAGUUCGCCGACGAGAACUUCCAGCUGAAGCACGGCGGCGUGGGGACGCUGUCUAUGGCCAACGCCGGGCCCAACACCAACGGCUCGCAGUUCUUCAUGUGCACGGCGGCCACUGACUGGCUCAACGGGAAGCACGUGGUGUUCGGGAGCGUGGUGGACGGCGUGGACGUGCUGAAGAACGUCGAGAAGCAGGGAACCAAGAGUGGAACCCCUAAAGCCAAGGUGGUCAUCGCCGACUGCGGGGAACUCAAGUAGAACCUUCCCGCCACAAAUCUCCCCCCUUGCACGUACAGUCAGAGGCACUUCUUCACCUCACCACUAGAGGUCGCUGUUACACACCCCUCUUCCUUGUCUGGAUGCUGUAGAACUUUGUGUUCUAACACGGUGGUUCUUAACCUUGUUGGAGGUACACUUUCACCCAACCCUUCUUUAGUGGAAAAUAAAAUGGUGGUUUUUUUUCAAAUUCAAGACAAAGUUAUAUGUUUUUGGUAACACUUUAGUAUGGGGAACAUAUUCUAAGUAAAAAAGACUUAAUUUAGAGUUUUUUGGACACUAGAGGAACAUAUUCUAAGUAACAAAGACUUAAUUUAGAGUUAUUUGGACACUAGGGGAACAUAUUCUAAGUAAAAAAGACUUAAUUUAGAGUUAUUUGGACACUAGGGGAACAUAUUCUAAGUAACAAAGACUUAAUUCAGAGUUAUUUGGUCACUAGGGGAACAUAUUCUAAGUAACAAAGACUUAAUUUAGAGUUAUUUGGACACUAGGGGAACAUAUUCUAAGUAAAAAAGACUUAAUUUAGAGUUAUUUGGACACUAGGGGAACAUAUUCUAAGUAACAAAGACUUAAUUUAGUUAUUUGGACACUAGGGGAACAUAUUCUAAGUAACAAAGACUUCAUUUAGUUUUUUGGACACUAGGGGAACAUAUUCUAAGUACAAAGACUUAAUUUAGAGUUAUUUGGACACUAGGGGAACAUAUUCUAAGUACAAAGACUUAAUUUAGAGUUAUUUGGACACUAAAGGAACAUAUUCUAAGUAACAGACUUCAUUUAGAGUUUUUUGGAAUCUAGGGGAACAUAUUCUGAAUAAAAAAGACUUAAUUUAGAGUUUUUUCGACACUAGAGGAACAUAUUCUAAGUAACAAAGACUUCAUUUAGAGUUUUUUCGACACUAGAGGAACAUAUUCUAAGUAACAAAGACUUAAUUUAGAGUUUUUUGGACACUAGGGGAACAUAUUCUAAGUAACAAAGACUCAAUUUAGAGUUUUUUGGACACUAGGGGAACAUAUAAGUAACAAAGACUUAAUUUAGAGUUAUUUGGACACUAGGGGAACAUAUUCUAAGUAACAAAGACUUAAUUUAGAUUUUUUUGGACACUGAGGGAACAUAUUAUAAGUAACAAAGACUUAAUUUAGAGUUUAUUGGACACAAGGGGAACAUAUUCUAAGUAACAAAGACUUAAUUUAGAGUUUUUUGGACACUAGGGGAACAUAUUCUAAGUAAAAGACUCAAUUUAGAGUUUUUUGGACACUAGGGGAACAUAUUCUAAGUACAAAGACUUAAUUUAGAGUUUUUUGGACACUAGGGGAACAUAUAAGUAACAAAGACUUAAUUUAGAGUUAUUUGGACACUAGGGGAACAUAUUCUAAGUAACAAAGACUUAAUUUAGAGUUUUUUGGACACUGAGGGAACAUAUUCUAAGUAACAAAGACUUAAUUUAGAGUUUAUUGGACACAAGGGGAACAUAUUCUAAGUAACAAAGACUUAAUUUAGAGUUAUUUGGACACUAGGGGAACAUAUAAGUAACAAAGACUUAGUUUAGAGUUAUUUGGACACUAGAGGAACAUAUUCUAAGUAACAAAGACUUAAUUUAGAGUUAUUUGGACACUAGGGGAACAUAUUCUAAGUAACAAAUACUUAAUUUAGAGUUUUUUGGACACUAGGGGAACAUAUUCUAAGUAACAAAGACUUAAUUCAGAGUUAUUUGGUCACUAGGGGAACAUAUUCUAAGUAACAAAGAUUUAAUUUAGAGUUUUUUGGACACUAGGGGAACAUAUUCUAAGUAACAAAUACUUAAUUUAGAGUUUUUUGGACACUAGGGGAACAUAUUCUAAGUAACAAAUACUUAAUUUAGAGUUUUUUGGACACUAGGGGAACAUAUAAGUAAAAAAGACUUAAUUUAGAGUUUUUUUGGACACUAGGGGAACAUAUUCUAAGUAACAAAGACUUAAUUUAGAGUUUUUUGGACAAUAGGGGAACAUAUUCUAAGUAACAAAGACUUAAUUUAGAGUUAUUUGGUUAGGGUUAGGGUCAGGGUUAGAGGGUUAGGGUUAUAAUGAGGCCAUGCUGAAUAAGGCAUUAAUAAGUACUUAAUAAUGACUAGUUAAUAUGUUACUAAUUUGCAUGUUAAUAAGCAACUAAUUAAUGGUGAAUAUGUUCCCCAUACUAAAGUGUUACCAUGUUUUUUUAGUGGUGCACUUGAUGAAGCGUGCAUGAACAUCACCUUGUUCAAACAACAAAACCAACACAGUGCAUAAACUCACAACAAACUACACACCUGCAAAUCAGUGUGACUUCUGCUGUAUCCGUAAUACGCCGAUAGGGAGAAGUUUGUACUUACACGAUGAGUCGGGUGUGUCUCGACCUCCGCCCAACUCAGGUUAAGAACCACUGUUCUAACAAGAGCUCUUUCCAACUGUAUUUGUGAUUAAGAACAUUUAUUAAAAUCAAGCAGUUAUACAAAGUAUUCACAAUAAAAACACAAGGCUUCAAUGUC